Ctenopharyngodon idella (grass carp) is the source of this 3293-nucleotide messenger RNA. It is a transcript of the gene bace1, whose product is annotated as beta-secretase 1. Bases 556 to 2076 code for a protein of 506 amino acids. The record is from RefSeq and is a predicted model, not a curated record. Gene Ontology annotation, molecular function: aspartic-type endopeptidase activity. Gene Ontology annotation, cellular component: trans-Golgi network; membrane; endosome. The transcript is spliced from 9 exons. Gene Ontology annotation, biological process: amyloid-beta metabolic process; membrane protein ectodomain proteolysis. NCBI's taxonomy places the organism in Eukaryota, Metazoa, Chordata, Actinopteri, Cypriniformes, Xenocyprididae.
AGGAAUCGGACAGCGCUUCAGUGCGUGCGGAUGCAGGGAAGAUGGAGGAGGAGGCAGGAGCUGUUUGAGGACAUAUAGAUGCGGAUUAUGGAGGUUUGCGCCGUCAAAUGAUCAAAGGGCAAAAGACAGCUCUAAAUGGACACGACGUCGAGCACAUUUCAAUGGCAGACAUUCAACGGCAGAACUCCAGAAGAGCGAUGCUCACCUGCUCUACUUCUGCUUUUAUUUAAAUAGAAGGAUCGUCUGAUUUUAACAGUUAAUUUCUUAAAGAGCAUGCAGGAAGGUUUUGCAAUAGGACAUCAAGUUCGGAAUCUUUAUAUAAAAAAGAAAGACGAAUGUGGAAAACGGGAAUGGUUGCCGUUGUUUGUAAAUGCGGAGGAUGGAGAAAACGAAGGAUAAUAAACAUGAGCCCGAAUGUCCUUUAGUGCUCGCAGGGAUUUGGAAUUUGCGCAUUCUGUUGUCGGCGUUCUGUGCAUUAUGACGCCAUAAUAGAACUUUCGGAUCCGCCACUUGACGCGUUCUAAAGUAAACAAAGGGAUUUUAUAGCUCGGAAAGAUGAAAGUGCCGCGUCUGUUUCUGUAUUCAUGGACAUUUAUGGCCCUUCUGCCGGUCACCUCCUCCGCUGGCAGUUCUGGCUCACUGUUGCUCCGUGUCCCUCUGCAGCAGGGGCCCCUCUCACAGCCCGCGGCCCCCCGGGUCCCCUCGAGAGCCGCCCGGACACGCAGAGGAGUCCGUGUGAUGAAUUUUGUAAACAUGAUUGACAACCUUCGCGGAAAGUCAGGACAAGGGUAUUACAUCGAAAUGGCCGUGGGCACCCCACCUCAGAAGUUGAACAUCCUGGUUGAUACGGGCAGCAGUAAUUUUGCAGUUGGCGCCGCCGCUCACCCGUUCCUCCACAGAUAUUACCACCGCUCUCUUUCGUCAUCGUACAGAGAUCUGGGCCGUGGUGUGUAUGUGCCGUACACACAAGGCCGGUGGGAGGGCGAGCUGGGCACUGAUCUGGUGUCAAUUCCUCACGGGCCCAAUGUGUCUCUGAGGGCCAACAUUGCUGCAAUCACCCAGUCUGAUCGCUUCUUCAUCAAUGGAUCCAACUGGGAGGGCAUACUCGGCCUGGCCUAUGCUGAGAUCGCAAGGCCGGACGAGACUCUAGAGCCGUUCUUCGACUCUCUGUUGAGACAGACCAGCGUCCCAGACAUGUUUUCUCUGCAGCUCUGUGGAGCAGGAUUCACCCAGAACUACAGUGCUGGCAGCUCCACUGUAGGGGGCAGUAUGAUCAUUGGGGGAAUUGAUCCGUCCUUGUAUGUUGGGGAGCUGUGGUACACACCAAUCAGACGAGAGUGGUAUUAUGAGGUCAUCAUCGUGCGCAUUGAGGUUAACGGACAGGAUCUCAAUAUGGACUGCAAAGAAUAUAACUAUGAUAAGAGUAUUGUGGACAGCGGCACUACAAACCUGCGUCUCCCUCGUAAAGUGUUCCAGGCUGCUGUGAAGGCCAUUGAAGCGGCUUCAUCGACUGAACAGUUUCCCUCAGGUUUUUGGCUGGGGGAGCAGCUGGUAUGUUGGCAGGCGGGCACCACACCCUGGCAUAUCUUCCCUGUCAUUUCUCUCUACCUAAUGAGUGAAAAUAGAAACCAGUCCUUCCGUAUCUCCAUCCUGCCACAGCAGUAUCUGAGGCCGGUGGAGGACGUGGCCUCGGCACAGGAGGACUGUUAUAAAUUCGCUGUGUCUCAGUCGAGCACUGGUACAGUAAUGGGUGCCGUCAUCAUGGAGGGCUUCUAUGUGGUGUUUGACCGAGAAAACAAACGCAUCGGCUUUGCUGUUAGCACGUGUCACGUCCACGACGAGUUUCGUACGGCCUCAGUGGAGGGACCAUUCCAUGGUGUGGACCUUGAGGACUGUGGCUACAAUGUCCCUCAGACCGACGAGUCCACAUUAAUGACCAUCGCCUACAUUAUGGCGGGCAUCUGUGCCCUAUUUAUGCUGCCUCUGUGCCUCAUGGUCUGUCAGUGGCGUUUUACACGCUGCCUUCAUCCUCUGGGCGCUGGAGAUUUCUCUGAUGACAUAUCUCUCCUAAAGUGAGCCAUAUCAAAACGUACAGCAUUUAAACUGUUCGUAAAGGUGGCCAUCCUUGAGGUUCUCAAAGAAGGGGAAAUAUUGAUGAGGCUACUAUAAUUAUAACUACACGUUAUAAUUGUGAAUAUGCACAUACACACACAUACAUAGACACACAGGCUGUCCCACCUUGGAGGGAUUUCGUACCCUCUAAAUCUUUUUGAGUAUCUUACAGACUUUUAAGUGUGGAUAGCUGUCUUGGGACUGUUCAAGUUAAGUUCUGUAAAGUUAUGUAAACUAUAUGAGUGGAUGUGUCUGUGUUUGAAAGUGAGAGAGAGUUUGUGUGCUAUAUUAAGAUAUCAUAUUCUAUAACAUUGUUUGAUUGUCAAAAUGAAAAAAGGGUAACAGAGUACUGUUUAUGACUUAUACCAGUCCCCAACAAUACAAUGAGGAACUCAUACUGUAUUACUAUUAAUUACUAAGACGACAUGAUCUUCUGACUAUAUUAAUUGAAAACUUACAGUAAAUAGACUUAUAUGAUUUGUAAUAACGAAUAUCACUGGGUGAGAACAUGUCCAGUCAUAUUUUACCCCAAAAUCAAAAGAAAUAUUAAAAAAAUAAAGCCUAUUUUUGGACUAAGAGUCACAACAAAGUGAUUGCAUUGUGACGUUAUUCAUGACCAUUUCAAUAACAUUUUCUCCCAAAUUUCCAUUACCUCAGUGCACAUAAAUAAAUAGAAGUAAAUAAAUAAUGUGUAUUAAUUUUAUUUUAUUUUAUUAUUUCAAUUGACUUAAAAUAGGAUCUUAAAAUUCUUGUUUCUUUUGAUUUCUUAGUCAUAUCUUAUCUGGACAUGUUUUCUAGAGAUUUACUCAAACAUUCAUAUCUAAAUGAUGUAACAAAUAUUCCAUCAGCUUUUGUAUCAUUACACGUAUGGACACGUAUGGAACUGUAAUGCUGACUUCACAUUGCAAAUAUGAUUGCACACACACACACACACACACAUGCAACCCAACAAUUAAUGCACCUAAAACAAAUGCUGCUUAUUCUUAUGCAUAUAACUCACAUAUAUUAGGAAAAGCACACACACUCUUACAUCAUCCUAACCAAACCAGAUUAAGCCAGAACUAAACAUGUCUAAAGUGAAAAAUCUGCAGAGCAGGUUCCUACUGCUACUGCUAACCUGUAACAUGUAUUAAAGAAAAUCCAGAUUGGCAGCUCUUACAACCAAUAAAGUGCAUAAAAUA